AAAAGAAAAACAAAAAUUAGGGUUUGAAUAUAAAUAGCAACAUAAACCCAACCUCUCCCAAAUCUCCCACUAUCUUCUUCGCGAAGCAGAUCAAAAACCCUAGCAAGACAAGGAUGGCAGCUGUACCAGGGCAAUUGAUAUGGGAGAUAGUGAAGAAGCACAACUCGUUUCUGGUGAAGGAGUUUGGGAACGGAACCGCCAGCGUUCAGUUCAGCAAGGAGCCUAACAAUCUCUACAACCUCAACUCCUACAAGCACUCUGGUUUGGCAAACAAGAAAACAGUGACCAUCCAACCUGUGGGCAAAGAUCAAUCUGUGUUGCUUGCUACAACCAAGACCAAGAAACACAACAAGCCUGCAGCUUUGCUUCACAAGUCUGUCAUGAAAAAGGAGUUCCGCAGGAUGGCUAAUGCAGUGGCAAACCAGGUGGGAGAUAAUUACUACAGGCCAGAUCUAAAGAAGGCUGCUCUUGCUAGGUUGAGUGCUGUGCACAGGAGCCUGAAAGUUACAAAAUCCGGUGCCAAGAAGAGGAAUAGGCAGGCUGUGAGGACUCCUUGUAGGAAGUGAGUCAGAGGGUUUGAUAAAUUGUAUUGUGCUGCCUCUCAUCUAGUUUUCAUUACUGGUAGCAUUUGGGUAUCUGGAUUCUCUUUUUUGUUUUGAUCUCCAUUUUGCGUUGACUUCUGUUUCUUGGGAUGCCUUUUUUUUUCCUUAAUUUCCAAAGAGAUGUAGUUUGGCUUUUUACCUAAUUAUUUUGAAUUAUUAUAUGGUUAUUUUUGGGUAGUUGCAUUUUGAACUCAA
Messenger RNA from Quercus lobata, 797 nucleotides. Its product is annotated as 60S ribosomal protein L28-2-like. Gene Ontology annotation, biological process: translation. Gene Ontology annotation, cellular component: ribosome. Bases 114 to 566 code for a protein of 150 amino acids. Gene Ontology annotation, molecular function: structural constituent of ribosome. The record is from RefSeq and is a predicted model, not a curated record. The transcript has 4 exons. Lineage: Eukaryota; Viridiplantae; Streptophyta; Magnoliopsida; Fagales; Fagaceae.